UCAGCCACGAUUUCUCAGACUUCAUGGCUCAAAAACCUAGUUUAUAUGUGUUAUUUCUGUUCUUUAUUCGUUUUAUCGAUAACCCUCGAUUCGAUCACUAAAUCAAACUCCAUACUUGAACUUCUUGGAACGCGAAUUCAGCGAAAUCCGCAAGAAAUGGGGCUGAAAAAAUCGGCAAAAAAAAGGGAGAGAUUAAUUGCAGAGUACAUUUUCGCGUGUUGACCGUGACCUACGCAAAGACCGGGUCAAGGUCAAUCCUCAGGAGCACGCGCAAGCGAUAUGAAUGAUGCAGGCACUGGGUGCGAUGGAGCAAACCGUUGGCUGGGCGGCAGAGGAUGUGCCCGGGUGCAACGACCUGCAAUCAUUACUCGUAAGCAUCAAGCGAACUAGUACAUCAAUCGAGAGUGACUUAGACAGUGGUUAUCAGGAUGUCUGCUUGGAUAAUCAUUCAGCAACCCCAGCAACAUCCAAAGAUUCCCAGGAGUCUGACGCUGAUUCGACUGACAAAGACACUAAUUCCGACACUGAGUCAAUGAGACAGGCGAAGGACCGGAGGAUCCACGACGAAUCGGCAGAUGAGAAUGUGAAGCAGUUGUUGUCGGCUGCUAAUGAGGUAAACCUCUUACCAAACUGGAGUGAAUUGGAAAAAAAGGAGAGGCUAGAGGUGGUCAACGGUUAUAUUCGUCAAUAUUUUCCAAAUGUGCCGGAGAGUCUGGUGGCCAAUUGCUCUGGGAGUCUGCUAAUACCCGAUGACUCAGGAAAUCUACCGUCUGAGGUGCCAGAUUGGCUGGACAAGGAAAAGUUUGCUAGGGGUCAGUGCUUGGCGAGGAAAAAUAUAUUCGGAAUCUUUUUCUCUAACGGAUUGGCGUUGUACACUUUGUACUCGUUCGAGGACGGGCUCAAACCUGUGAUUAUGACUGGACGGUCUUCGGAUCCUUACACAUCUUUUAAACGGUUUCUGUCAACAGCGAAUAGAAUAAGAAAUUGGUUCACCACUGAUCCUUGGACAAAGGGAACGCCGGCGUACAACGAUAUGCAAGUAGUCAGGAGUUUGCACACUAGUGUUAGAAACACAUUGCAGAAGAUGUCUGUAUCAGAGAUCGACAGACUAGCGAAAAUAAAGGAUCCGAUGGCGGUGAGGACGGAUCUCCUGUUGAAGGACUUCAGGGCCUCUUGCCCAGCGCCCAAAGUUGGACAGUGUCCCUAUGCGAUUCCAGAGAUGAAGGGAAAACGAUCGAGGGGGCUGAGUCAGGGAGAAAUGGGACUCACGAUGUUCGGCUUCGUUGGGCUCCCGAUAUUGUUUCCUGAGGCUUUUGGAAUCCAUUACGCGAGUGAGAAGGAUCUUGAUGAUUUUUGUCACCUCUGGAGAGGAUUGGGAUAUCUUUUAGGAAUUUGUGAUGAGUUCAAUUUUUGUCGAGGAGGUUUAAAAGAAACCCGACAACGCAGCCGUGAUUUUCUAGACUUCUGGGUUAAGCCAAAUUUGAGGGAAUUCCGCCCUGAAUUGGAGCACAUGAUGAGAUGCGUUUACGAAGGUUUACAUCUCUACUUACCCGGCUCAUCAUACGACUCGGCAUUGUUAUACCUCGCGGAUUUGAUGGGUCUCCACAUGCCGAGAUUACGAGCAUCAAUGUCUUAUUCAUCCUGGUUUAGAUAUUAUCUCUCGAAAACCUUGUUCUACUACUUGUUCAAGUUCAACUGGAUAAAGUUGCGCUUGAAUAGACGAUUAAAUACUGUGAUAGAUCGAGCGUGUGCGUUCAACGAAGAAAAACAUGCAGAGUUGAGAAAAAAAUCGAAUGAAAUAGUAUCGGCAGUAUUGAAGAAUAGUCACGAUGACAAGUCUGGUGACUCCUACAGUACUAAUUUAUAGCACAAGGUGUUUCGCACGUGUUUGUACUUGUUCGAGAUAUAUUUGUUUCAAGGUUUUUGAUAUUUAAAAGAAAGAAGUGUUAUUGCAAUGUUUUUAUACUAAAUAGAAUAAUGCAAUUGUUUGAUUGCUGUAAAAGGUCUGUGAUAUGAAUAAAGGAGUUUGCUACGAAA
Messenger RNA from Diachasma alloeum, 2037 nucleotides. RefSeq lists its product as uncharacterized. NCBI's taxonomy places the organism in Eukaryota, Metazoa, Arthropoda, Insecta, Hymenoptera, Braconidae. The transcript has 5 exons. The record is from RefSeq and is a predicted model, not a curated record. The coding region runs from base 284 to 1867 and encodes 527 amino acids.